Messenger RNA from Candidula unifasciata, 1098 nucleotides. Lineage: Eukaryota; Metazoa; Mollusca; Gastropoda; Stylommatophora; Geomitridae. The record is from the annotation of a GenBank genome assembly.
AUGAGUCCGACGGCAGCUUGUGUGGAUACCACGCAAUGGAGUGCUGAAGAUAAGAAGAAACUGCUCGGUGCAGUGUUGGAGAUGGGAGGCAACAACAAUACCAAGUCCUUCAAGACUGUGGAGUCAUCGAUAACAUGGGAAAACAUCAAAGUGGAAGGGAAGUCAGCAGAAGAGUGUAAGGCGAUGUAUCAGAAGUUGAUCAGCAAAGUGAGAAAGUACAGAACAAUGCAAGAAAUCAUCGCUGACGCUGUUGCAUUUGUAGAAGGGCCAGGAAGAUUAAGUGAGUAUCCAGAUGUGCCCAAGAAACCCCCAACAGCCUUCAGUUUGUUUGUCAUGAAACGAUCGAAGAAGUUUCCAGAUGUCAAAGGCACCGAUCGAAUGAAAGUGUUUGCCAAUGACUGGAACGAGCUGUCCGAAGAAAAGAAGGAAACGUACAAAAAGAAAUACUUAAAGCUAAAGAAGAAAUAUGAAGAGGAACUUGAAAUAUUCAGACAGAACCACCCAGAUUGUCUGCUGCCAGGGAUAGUUUCUAACAGUCGUCCAAACCCACCAUUGCCAUCAAAACUCUAUGUGGAGUCUCGGAUUGAGAAGAUUAAAAGCAAAAAACCUGAGCUGAGCAAUGCAGAGGCUGUGAAAAUACUAAUGAAUAAGUAUAAAGAGCUGCCAGAUAAGAAGAAACUCAAGUGGAUAAAAAAGGCGAUGAGCUGCCGACAGACAUACCAGGAUCAAGUUGAUGUGUAUUUGUCGCAUAAUCCCAAGUCGUCAACGAAACCAGCGCUACUUCAUUUGUCAAAGGAGGAGGAAAGAAUUUGGCACUCAUCAAAGGGCAAACCUGUGCCUGCACCUCCAAAGAAUGUUUUCAGUUAUUUCUGCAAUGCUAAGAGGGAUACAGUGCACCACCUUGGUAUAUCCGAACAGAGUCGAACGCUGGCAUCUUUGUACCACAAACUCACUGAGAAAGAGGUUAAAGACCUUACAGAGGCUUUGAAAAAGGAAGUUGAAGAGUAUGUGCAAGCAUACACUCUCUACUAUAAUUCAUUACCAGAGGAAGAACGAAGUGAGGAAAAAUCACCAGAGGAGGCUCUAGCCGUUUAUAAU